Messenger RNA from Lasiodiplodia theobromae, 1578 nucleotides. RefSeq names its product Saga complex subunit. Gene Ontology annotation, cellular component: nucleus; SAGA-type complex. Gene Ontology annotation, biological process: chromatin remodeling; regulation of transcription by RNA polymerase II. The transcript is spliced from 3 exons. The record is from RefSeq and is a predicted model, not a curated record. NCBI's taxonomy places the organism in Eukaryota, Fungi, Ascomycota, Dothideomycetes, Botryosphaeriales, Botryosphaeriaceae. The coding region runs from base 1 to 1578 and encodes 525 amino acids. Gene Ontology annotation, molecular function: chromatin binding; zinc ion binding; transcription coactivator activity.
AUGGGCGUCAUCAAAAAGAAGACGGCCGUGCGGAGCACCGAGGGCGGCGUCAAGUACGUGUGCGACGUGUGCUCCGUCGACAUAACCGCCACAGUCCGCAUAAGAUGCGCCAAUCCCGCGUGUAAUGAGUUCGAUUUGUGUGUUCCGUGCUUCUCCGAGGGCAAGACGGCGCGCGACCACGACCCUCGCACCCAUUCGUAUCACGUCAUCGAGCAGCAUUCCAUACCCAUCUUCACCGAGGACUGGGGCGCCGACGAGGAACUGGCAUUGCUGGAGGGAGCCGAGACAUAUGGUCUGGGGUCAUGGGCGGACAUUGCAGACCACAUCGGCGGCUACCGGUCCAAGGACGAGGUCCGCGAUCAUUACAUCAACACCUACAUCAAAAGCUCCAAAUUCCCUCUCCCAGAACAUGCAAGCCCCGAAGAUACUCGCCUCAGCGAUGCGGUGCCCCGCGAGGAGUUCCAGCAGAGGAAGAAGCGCAGGAUCGAAGAGCGCAAAGACGCGGCUAAGAAUGCAACUCCCGCCACGCCGAAGCAGAAGCCCACAGCUAGUGUGCCUGCAUGCCACGAAGUCCAAGGUUUCAUGCCUGGCCGUCUUGAAUUCGAGACCGAGUACUUCAACGAAGCCGAAGAAGCCGUGCAGCACAUGCAAUUCGACCCCGGCGAUGGUAUAAAUCCCAAGACGGGAGAGCUGGAGCCGGAAAUGGAGCUCAAGAUGACCAUUAUGGAUAUCUAUAAUGCCCGUCUUACGGCCCGUGUCGAGCGGAAGAAGAUCCUCUUUGAGCACAGGCUUCUUGAGUACCGCAAGAACCAGGCGCUGGACAAGAAGCGGACAAAAGAAGAGAGGGACCUGCUCAACAAGGCCAAGCCGUUUGCUCGGAUGAUGAAGCAUGAGGACUUCAAGGAAUUCUGUGACGGUCUCGAGUACGAGCACAAUCUUCGACAGGCGAUCGCGCAGCUUCAAGACUGGAGGCUCAUGCAGGUCACAACCUUGAAGGCCGGCGAGAAGUACGAAGCCGAGAAGCACUCGCGGCUGACGAGAGGACCCCCUGUCGGCUCGUUCGACCGGUUAGCGACCAAUCGCAUUAACAAGCCCACUCUGCCUCAGGAGACUACGUCUGCCACGUCCGCUCUGACAGCCCCUGAUCUGCCGCUCCGAUCCGUCAACGGACAGCCGACCCCACCAAGUUCUGUUCCCCCAGCGGACAAGCCCCUGACGAAUGGGAACGCGAAUGGGGUCGUCCCGCAGCAAAACAAGCAGAAGUUCCAGGUCCAGCCCAUCCAGGGCCUUUCGUCGAUGAAGCUGAACGACGAGAAUGCAGCGGACCUGCACUUGCUCCUACCGGAAGAGCGGGAGCUGUGUGCGGCGCUGCACCUCAAGCCCAAGCCGUACAUGGCCAUCAAAGAUGCGCUCAUGCAAGAGGCCAUACGGCAGGGUGGGAGCAUGAAGAAGAAGGCGGCAAGAGAGAUAUCGGAUGGAUUGCAAAAGCAUAAGCCUGCGUCGGCCGUCGAGAGCCACGAGUGCGUGCUGGAUACCCUGGCGUUCAUCCGGAAAGGGCUGCGCUCGAAAGGAGUGUAG